Molecule: messenger RNA, 2259 nt
Organism: Xenia sp. Carnegie-2017
Lineage: Eukaryota; Metazoa; Cnidaria; Anthozoa; Malacalcyonacea; Xeniidae
Product: MAPK/MAK/MRK overlapping kinase-like
Exons: 4
Coding region: 149-436 (95 amino acids)
Source: RefSeq, a predicted model, not a curated record
ACAGUUUUGUGUAUUUAUUGUCUUCGUGUGUUAUAAUAAUGAUAAACAAACAAAAUCUCACUUUGUUUACAGUAAAUCUCGAAGCAUCAAUUUUCAAUUUCCUCUAAAGCAAGGAACAGGGAUACGUAAACUCCUACCUCAUGUCUUGAUGGAAUGUGUAGAGUUAAUCGAACUCAUGUGUGCUUACGAUCCAGAUGACAGAAUUUCAGCAAGGCAGAUUCUACGAAAUCAUUAUUUCAAGAAACAAAAGGAUGCAGAUAGAAAAGCAGCGGCCGCAGAGAAAGACAAAAAUAAAUUGACGGACCAACAAUCCAAAAUAAAUACUUCAACACUCAACAAACAUAAAACACAUCGAAGAACAAAGAAAAAACUGCCACAAGACGACUUGCAACAAAAAGUAGGAACACAAAUAUUCAUCAUUGAAGGAUUAUUAUGAAACUGUUUUGAAUUGUAGCUACAUUACUUUUUCACUUGUUCUAGCCGAGUCUUUUAGGAGAAAAACAUUUUCUUCCACGAAAUACGGGUGCCACACGAACAAGUAAGACGAAUACAGUUAAGUUUACAAGAACAUUUCCAACAAUUGCUAACAUUCAACCUACAGACAACACAUCAAAGGUAAUCAUUAUUCAUUGCUUAACGUGUGUUCAAGAAGCACAGAAUACUGACUUACGGAAGGUCAAAUCCAGUGAUUUUGUCUAAGCAUUGAUUUGUCACUCACAGUCAUUCAGCCAGUGCAAAAUACCUCCAACACAUUCAAAAUGGCUGACGGAAGAUUUUAACGACAAACUAUCAUGGGGGAAGGGAAUAGUUGCAUCUGUUUUCUACUCUGCCUGAGUGGCGAACCAUUGGCGUAUAACGCUUACACAAAAAUCACUAGUUACAAACGUUUGUAAGUUAGCAUUUUGUGCUGUAACUGUAGUUUUAUUGCAAUACGUUGAGACAAUUCUAACGUUAACCAACGCGAAAGAAUCCAUUAAAGACACCAUUAGGGCUUUUUCCAAUUACGUACGUGGUGAAUUUGAAACUGACUUAGAAGGUACCCGAGGCGCGAGGGAGCCUCAAUGUCUGUUUGCAACCUGCCCCAGUUUGCCUCAUUUGUGCCUUAAGGAAUGUAUUGCUAGGCUUGUUACAGCAGCAACAUUAUGUAUGCCCUGUUGUUACAGCAGCAACACUAUGUAUGCCCUGUUGUUACAGCAGCAACAUUAUGUAUGCCCUGUUGUUACAGCAGCAACACUAUGUAUGCCCUGUUGUUACAUCAGCAACAUUAUGUAUGCCCUGUUGUUACAGCAGCAACAUUAUGUAUGCCAUGUUGUUACAGCAGCAACACUAUGUAUGCCUUGUUGUUACAUCAGCAACACUAUGUAUGCCUGUUGUUACAGCAGCAACAUUAUGUAUGCCCUACACCAAUGCCUUUAUUGUAGGCAUCUGAAGGUUGGCCACUUAUGGGAGUGAGAUCAGUUGAUAUUAUAGCAGGGGGGUUGAGGCCUGCAUACUUGUGAUCAAACCUAUCAAAUAUUUUUUCCUUCAAAGUAUUUGGCCUUUGCCACUCUUUAUAUUGAAAUGAUGAUACACGACCAAUAUGUUGGAACAAUGAUGCAGCUAUGACUGGAGUUGUAGCUGGGUCCUGCCCUCUGUAAUCUUUCCAACAUGGUUCCAACCAAUCAACUGGCAUCUCAUCAUAAAACAACUUGAGAUAUGAAGCAAGAUUCUGAACUUCCUUUCUUGGAUAUAGUUUACCUAUGUAGCCAAGUAGAGCCACAUUGAGAGAGAUCCAACUGGUUUUCUGUGAAUGAAUGAAGUCUUCAAUUUUGGAAAGGAAUCUUGGGCUUGCUGUGACAUCAUCCUCCAGCUGAAGAUAAUAAUCCGAAAUGUAUGAACAAAAACACAUUAGGUAGACAUAAUCUAAAGCUUGCUUUGAUCUCCACAGAACUCUGUUCAUCUUAUCCCCUAUGAAAUGGCACACAAGAUCAUUAAUCUCUUGACAGUUUGGCUGUAAUAAAAUAACAAUUUCCACAGAAUUUCUUAAAAACCAGGACUUGAAAAGUUAUGUCUACAGUAAUUGUCCUGACAAAGGACAUAUAUUUUUGCAAACUUUGGUAUAUUAAAUUGACAGUGCCCUCAACUCAAACAUAUUCAUACAAAAAAGUAUUCUGUUUGUACUCACCAAGACUUCGAUGGAGAUUGUGAAGAGGUGCAUAAUAUUCAUCAGGUGCCUCUAUAAUUUGUAACAUUCCUGAAGAAAUGUGGAUUCCAAACUUA